Molecule: messenger RNA, 360 nt
Organism: Salvia splendens (bonfire salvia)
Lineage: Eukaryota; Viridiplantae; Streptophyta; Magnoliopsida; Lamiales; Lamiaceae
Product: E3 ubiquitin-protein ligase RNF167-like
Exons: 1
Coding region: 1-360 (119 amino acids)
Molecular function (GO): ubiquitin protein ligase activity
Source: RefSeq, a predicted model, not a curated record
AUGGAGAGAGAAGUGGUUGAGAUAAUAAGCCGUCUCGCGACCGUGGCCGCCAGGCAACUCGCCUACGCUAUUUCCAGCUACCUCGAGAGGCGGAUUCGGGAAUGGCUGGGAGUCGAAGAGGACAGUUCCGACAACGAGGUUCUCUCACAGUUCGAGACGCAUCGCUACAACAGUACCGGCGAUGAUGGAGAAGAGGCGGAUAUAUGCUGCGUAUGUCUCGAGCAGCUGCACUGUGGGCUCGUCGCGACUCUGCACUGCCGCCACGAGUUUCACGGGGAGUGCAUUGAGAGGUGGCUCCGCCGUGGCCAGAAUUUCUGCCCCAUCUGCAAAGCUAGGGCUCUCCGGCGACCUAUUGUUUGA